Messenger RNA from Peniophora sp. CBMAI 1063, 1515 nucleotides. The record is from the annotation of a GenBank genome assembly. NCBI's taxonomy places the organism in Eukaryota, Fungi, Basidiomycota, Agaricomycetes, Russulales, Peniophoraceae.
AUGCUUUACUCCACCAUUUUGAUCCUGUUCCACUUAUGCCUGGCGCAGUCCGUGGCCGGCCAUGCUAGUAUCUGGCACCCGAGCAUGCUCGGCUUCAACGUCACCGCCGAAACCUUCCCAUACGACAAUCGCCCGGUGUCGCCACUCAUGGACAUGACCUUUGACCAAUGGUGGUUUCAUGGCCAUCUUGCCUAUCCGCCUCACCCCGAAGACGUUUUCGAACUGCCUGCGGGCACGAAUGUCACGACUCAAAUUGGCUGCAACAAGGGCGCGACCGACUUCUUUGCCUCGUCCGAGGGCGGCGAUAUACGCAAUGGUAACGACCCAUGCCCUGGAAGCCCGCCGAGCGAGUAUCACACGAAUGGCAUCGACGAUGUUAAGGGCUGCGCCCUGGCCAUCGCUUACAAGGACGAUUUCAACUCGACGCAACCCGAGGACUUCACGGUAUUCAGUGUCAACCAGACAUGUGUCUGGUCGCGCUUCACCGAAUUCUCAGUACCCGAGCGUAUGCCCCCAUGCCCGAACGGGAAAUGCAUCUGUGCUUGGUUCUGGAUCCACUCCCAGGACAGUGGAGGAGAGCAGAACUAUAUGAACGGUUUUCAGUGCAAUAUCACCAACUCAGUCUCUGAUGUACCUCUCGCGAAGCCAGAGGUUCCGCGUCGUUGCGGCGCCGACCCCGACUUCGGCAAACAGCUCCCUGCUCCCGGGAACUGUACCUAUGGUGCGAAGCAACCUUUCUACUGGUUCCAAAAGGAGCGCAAUAACAUGAACGAGGGCACCUAUGCGCCUCCUUUCUAUCUCGACCUUUACGGUUUUCUUGACGGGCCCCAGGACGAUAUCUUCCAAGAUUCUUACGCCAAUAUCCCCGAACCGAGCGACAACCAAACAGUGCUUCCGACGCUCAAGACCGUCGUACCUGGGCAGCGCCUUGCUGUUCCUGACCUCCACUUAUUGCCAUCCAAUUUCCUUGCAACAGCACUGGCUGCGAUCCCCUCUCCUACCAUGUUCGUCGCUUCGAUGGCGCCCGCCGCCCCGAUGACGACUUCGUCCGCUCAAGCUACCAUCGCUGCUUCGUCGGCUCAGCCCACCGGUGGUGCCUCGUCGUUCUCGUCUUCCGCGUCAUCAACAUCCACGAACAUGGCUUCAACCACUUCUACUACAAGUUUCUCCACGUCAGCCCUAUCAGCCGCGACGGUGACAGUCACUAAUGUCGUCACCGUCGUCGUCGCGGUUGAGCCAGAGCCGACCGCUACGCCCAUUGCGUCUGGAAAUAAUGUUACCAACGUUGCCUUUGAUCUAUCCCUCCCCGGAAGCAGCAGUCUGCUUGCCGCCAAUGACACCACAGAUCCCGGCGCUCUGAAACCCUCCACUCGACCCAGAUCCUGUACUCGCGCACCCAACCUUUUGGCUGCCGACCACUCUACUCCCACUAAACGAUCAAUCGCAGAGCGCCUCGGGAUGGGAACAUACACCAAACGCGAUAUCCGAUCCCGGAGCUUGUGGUCGUUCUGGUAA